UGUCGUCAACAGCUCCUGCUGUUCCUGCUGUUUUGUCUGCUGCCUCUCCUCCUCCUCCUCUGCGCUUUCUUUUCAAGUCUCGCCCAAACGCGGUCUUCCCCCACAAGUACUACUAGGCCGAUUUGGCCGACGACUUGGCUGACAUGGCCAAAAUCGUUCACAUUGCCCACAUCGUCCCCAUCUCCCAAAUCGUCCACAUCGUCCACAUCACCCACGUCGCCCACAUCGCCCACAUCGCCCACAUCGCCCACAUCGCCCACAUCGCCCACAUCGCCCACAUCGCCCACAUCGCCGAGUCAAGUGCGGGGAAGAAUGACGAUCGUGAAUGGUCGGCCAGUGGACGACCAGCGGUACUUCGCCUAUCAAGUUGCCCUACUCUAUGACGGCGAAUUAACGUGUGGAGGAAGCAUCAUAUCACCCUCUCAUGUCCUAACUGCCGCUCAUUGUUUUGGAGAUUACUACAAAUAUAACAAGAACUACGGCUCCAAUACUGAACACGUGUCGUUACUUGGCGGAAGCUCAUGGAAGCUUAACGAGGACCCGAACGCAACGAUCGAUUACUGGGACAUCGCCUUUGGCACCGCCAAUCUGCUAGCGGUCGGGAACCCCAAUCUUACGGUCGUGAGGGCAGCAGAACUCUGGAUAUCCACUGAUUUCAUCAUGGAAGGGCGAAUCAAUGGCAACGGAUCUAUCACUCAACGAGUUAGCAACGACAUUGCGAUCGUGAGACUCGCACAACCGAUUGCCUUCUCUUCCACAGAACUCAAUGUACGAUCCAUCUCUCUCUCCCCUGACGAAGCUUAUUUGGAAACAGGGCAUGAUCUAAUCAUCUCUGGAUGGGGCAGUCUUCUGACAAGUUCAGAGGGACCUAUGCCAUCGAUGUUGCAGACCUUGACAGUCGAUCAUUUGCUCAAUGAUUGCAACUCCAUGUUUAAGGAUCGUGAAUACAAUUUCAUUCCGGAGAUGAAUGUGAGCAUGUGGUAUGACCAGGAUGAGGUUAUCUGCGCCGGGUGCUCUACGAGAGCUUUGGGUAUAUGCAACGGGGACAGUGGCAGUCCUUUAUCAGUGUUGUCAAUUGAAGGAGGAUGUCCGGUUCAGGUGGGAGUGGCGAGCUGGUCAGUGGACAUCAACCACACAUUCUGCGGAAUGGGGGGAGCAGACUGGUACACACGAGUCAGCAGGAAGCUCCCCUGGAUAGAGGCUGUUGUGCGGCAGCCGCUGCGGAGCACAGUCGUGCCUAUGCCGGUACGCAGUUGUGAGACCUGCUCUGCAAACGGCGGUGGCGGUCCUAUUCCACAGGAGUGCAAGCGGGCGCACCUGUACGAUCUGGAGUUCUGCGACUUUCAAGCUCGCCUUGCAAGCUCGUUUGUCCUGGAAGAACCCACUUGUGAGGGCGGAAAUCACAGACUCAAAGCAUACAUUGAUUUCAAAAGGGGUUUCCAGUCUGAUCCCGUGGCAGAGCCUCCGGCAAUCUCAACACCAACGGCACCAACAUCACUCAUGGCAGCAACAGCAUCAUCCAUGUCAACACCAGAAGCAGCAGCAGCAGAAGAAGAAGAAGACGAUGUCGUUGCUGCAAAGUGCUUGAGAGCAAGUUGGAUCAGGGUAGGUGUGGUCCAGAGCAAGGUGGAUCAGGGUAGGGGUGGUCCAGACUCCAGAGCAAGGUGGAUCAGGGUAGGUGUGGUCCAGAGCAAGGUGGUGGAUCAGGGUAGGUGUGGUCCAGAGCAAGGUGGAUCAGGGGUAUUGCAGCAAUUUGGUCCAAAGCAAGGGUGGUUUCAAACAAGGAGGCUUAGAGAAGGUCUGGUACAGUGCAAGAUGGUGCGGAGAAGGGUUUUGGUGCAGGUUGUUGCAGCGAAGUGCUUGAGAGCACGGUGGUCCUCAGCAAUGAGAGUGAUCGACAAGUUUGGUAAGAACUGAUACGGAGAAAGGCUGGUUUGCACCAAGGCUAGUUUCUCUGGACUAGAUUCGCUGCCUCACUCUGUACCGAGGCUAGUUUGCCUGGAAUGAAGUCUCCGUCUCACUCUUGCCAAGGCUAGUUUGCCCGGAACGAAGUCUUGCUCAGGAUCAUCCUGCUCUGUACCAAGGCUAGUUUGCCUGGAACAAAGUCUCUGGCUCUCUCUGUACUGAGGCUAGUUUGCCUGGAACGUGGUCUGUACCAAGGCUAGUUUGCCUGGAACGAAGUCUUCCUGCGGAUCGUCCUGCUCUGUACCAAGGCUAGCUUUUCCUAAAAUGAAGCUCUGGAACAAAG
Messenger RNA from Chara braunii, 2248 nucleotides. NCBI's taxonomy places the organism in Eukaryota, Viridiplantae, Streptophyta, Charophyceae, Charales, Characeae. The record is from the annotation of a GenBank genome assembly.